This is a messenger RNA of Coregonus clupeaformis (lake whitefish), 407 nucleotides long. RefSeq lists its product as uncharacterized. Lineage: Eukaryota; Metazoa; Chordata; Actinopteri; Salmoniformes; Salmonidae. The record is from RefSeq and is a predicted model, not a curated record.
UGAUAGACGUUAUCCAGGUAACGCUAGCUAGCUGCUAACGUUAGCUAACAAUGGCUAACUGCAUGGUUUUUCACACACAAAUAGCCUCCAUCAUGGAGCUGCUAGCGAAUGCAGCCGUGGCAGAUAUCUGUAAACUCGUAGACGACGACUAUGCAGUCUUUCGUUUGGAAAUGUCUCAAAGCCAUAAAGAAAACAGGGCAUUGCGGAGGAAACUACAGCUACUGGAACUGAAGAUGGCACGGGAGCGUGCAGAGAGGACAAUGCGAGAGCGCGCACUCGCCAGUCGUCCCAGUAGUGUCAAGAUCCUCGACCGAUACAGAGGAAUGGAAAGAGGUGAAGGACAUCUCACUGGAGGCCACAGGAGCUUUGUGAAGCCAGCAGGACACAAUACAUGGAGAGAUGACCAA